CAUGUCAGCACAAGGGCGUAUCUAGUCGUGCUAAGUGCCCCCACCAAAGCUCAUAUCUAUCUUAAUGACAGGGAAAUAUACGUUUGUAACCACCACCACCGUAUUUCGUAUCGCGAUGAAGAUUCUACCGAAUUAACAGACUUCUCCACCGUCGAAACAACCAUUAAAGCUGUUAAUGAUAUCAGGGAAAAAUUUCAUAGCUAAAACCCCUUCUAUUAUCCAAAUAAUUGUAAAUUGUAUUUUGUUGGUUAACAGAAUUAAUACUUAAGAAAGUGAAUUUUAGAAUCCAUAAUAAUUAAUAAAAUAUGCAAUCUCAAAACCAAGAAUUAAUCGACUUGAUUCACUCUGAAUUCCCAGCUGUGAACAAGUUGACUAUUCAAAACGAGGUUCGCAAGAACAAAGGAGACCUGAAGGAUGCCCGUAAGACUGUUCAGAGUAUUAGUGAUUCCAUCGCUGAAGCCGAUGCAAUCCUAGGGGAAGAACAGAAGGAGUAUCAGGACUCAAGUUCUAGCGACGAAGGCGAAAGCGAAAGCUAUGAAAGUCAAGAUGAAAAUGAUGAGGAGGAAAUCAGCAAGAUUUGCACUCCUAAGGUAGACAACUAUCUUGAAGAAUCCAAGGAGAAGGUUGAACAACAAUCUGAGGAGAUUUAUGCUGAUUUAGCCAAUGAUCUGAUCGAAAAAUUCCCUGGUGUGCCUACAACCUGUGUUGAAGAAUGUUUCAAGUUUUUCUACCCUAAUCUUGGAAAGAUCGAGCUCGUGCUUGGAGAAUUCCAGAAGCAAUGGGUAAUGUACUCACAAGACUUCGACGGCUACAAGAGGGGCAAAGGAAAGAGAAGAGAAAGAGCCAAGAAAGAAGGAAAGAGAAAAGACAGAAGUGAGACUAAGAGAGGAAAGAAAUCCACUAAAGACAUCGAUCACGAUGUAAACCCAGAAUUAGCUGCUGAGAUUGAUAAGAUCCAAGAACUACUUGACAAUGACAUGAAUGACCUCUCAAAAGAUGAGAUCAAGACACUUAAGGGAAACCUUAGGGUAAUGAAGAAGGAAAUCAGGGGCCUCAGAAAGGAGCACAAGAAGAAGCUUAAGGAUGAGAGGAAAGCUAUAAAAAGUGAAGCCAAGAAGCUCAAGAAAGAGGAAAGAGAGAAAAUUAAGCAUGAAAAGAGGCUCAAGAGAGAAGAAGAGACUAAGAAGAGAAGCAUGAAAAAUUACAAAGAUGAUGUCUUCUUCAGAGAAGUAAGAGAAGAGCCAACUAUCAUUAAACAAUAUCUCAAAGAGACCAAGAAGGAUUUGAAGAGAGCCAGAAAAGAAGGAGAAUAAGAGAAAACUGUCUUCCUUGAGGACAAACUUGCUGAAUAUGAAACCUCUCUUUAAACAGAGACUGAUAAAGCUAUUAUGCUCACCUACAAGAGAUAUAACAAGCCUGAAGAAGCCACUUCAAGACUCGAUCUUCAUGGUCUUAAGAAGGCUGAAGCGAUGAGACUCCUCGAGAAAAUCUUAAAUCUAAGAUUAAAGCAAAUCGACGAGCAAAAUGGCCCAAAAGACGACAGAAAGCCAAUAGAAUUCAACAUUUUCACCGGAAGAGGUAGCCACACUGGUAGACCAAUCCUCAAAAUGGCUGCUAAGGACUUCCUCCUUGAUAGAGGAAUCGAGUUCAGAGAAUUCAGCAACAAUGCCGGAUAUACUGCUCUCUUAUAAAUUCUAUCUAUAACACUUUUUACCUUAAUCUUUAAUUCUG
Molecule: messenger RNA, 1731 nt
Organism: Moneuplotes crassus
Lineage: Eukaryota; Ciliophora; Spirotrichea; Euplotida; Euplotidae
Source: the annotation of a GenBank genome assembly